Molecule: messenger RNA, 4350 nt
Organism: Dictyostelium discoideum AX4
Lineage: Eukaryota; Evosea; Eumycetozoa; Dictyosteliales; Dictyosteliaceae
Gene: abcG21
Product: ABC transporter G family protein
Exons: 3
Coding region: 1-4350 (1449 amino acids)
Biological process (GO): transmembrane transport
Cellular component (GO): membrane
Molecular function (GO): ABC-type transporter activity; ATPase-coupled transmembrane transporter activity; ATP binding
Source: RefSeq, a predicted model, not a curated record
AUGGAAGAAUAUGAAUUAAGAGAAAUUGCUCUUCAAGAAGGUGGGAGUAAUUUAGAUAUUAAUACACCUCCAAAUUAUGAUAAUCCUGUUGGUGAUGGAUCAUCACCACCAGAUUCACCAGAUAUUCAAAAGAGUGAAAAUCAAUUUAAAAAUGUCGAAAGAGAAUUGGAAAUCGAUUCAAAACAAUAUUUGGCAGGUCAUGAUGCUGAAAAUAAUCAUGAUGAAAAUGAUGAAGAUUUUAAAUUAAGAAGAUACUUUGAAAAUUCUCAACGUAUGGCAUUAGGAAAUGGUCAAAAACCAAAGAAAAUGGGUGUUUCAAUUAGAAAUUUAACAGUUGUUGGUAGAGGUGCUGAUCAAUCCGUCAUUGCCGAUAUGUCAACUCCAUUCAUUAGUUUUUUCAAUUUGUUUAAACCAUCAACUUGGAAAGAGAAAGGUAGUACUUUUGAUAUUCUUCAUGAUAUUACUUUAUUCAAUAGAGAUGGUGGAAUGUUAUUAGUAUUAGGUCGUCCUGGUUCUGGUUGUUCGACAUUAUUGCGUUUAAUAUCAAAUCAAAGAGGAUCAUAUGUUGAAGUUAAAGGUGAUAUUAAAUAUGGUGGUAUCCCAGCGAAAGAAUGGAAACGUUAUCAAGGUGAAUCAAUUUAUACACCAGAAGAGGAUACUCAUCAUCCAACUUUAACAGUUCGUCAGACUUUAGAUUUCGCAUUAAAAUGCAAAACAAUUCAUAAUCGUUUGCCAGAUGAAAAGAAACGUACAUAUAGACAAAAAAUAUUUGAUUUAUUAUUAGGAAUGUUUGGUAUUGUUCAUCAAGCUGAUACUAUUGUUGGUAAUGAAUUUAUUAGAGGUUUAUCAGGUGGUGAACGUAAAAGAUUAACAAUUACAGAAGCAAUGGUAUCAUCAGCAUCAAUUACAUGUUAUGAUUGUUCAACUCGUGGUCUUGAUGCAGCAAGUGCAUUAGAUUAUGCAAAAUCAAUUCGUAUCAUGUCAGAUACAUUAGAUAAGACAACAAUCGCAUCAUUUUAUCAAGCAUCAGAUUCAAUCUAUAAUUUAUUUGAUAAUGUCGCAAUCAUUGAAAAAGGUAGAUUAAUUUAUUUUGGACCUGGCAAUAAAGCAAAACAAUAUUUUAUAGAUUUAGGAUUCGAUUGCGAACCAAGAAAAUCAACACCAGAUUUUUUGACAGGUGUUACAAAUCCACAAGAACGUAUUAUUAGACAAGGAUUUGAAGGUCGUGUUCCAGAAACUUCUGCCGAUUUUGAAGCUGCUUGGAGAAACUCUUCAAUGUAUAGAGAUAUGUUAGAGGAACAAAAAGAAUAUGAAAGAAAGAUUGAAAUUGAACAACCAGCAGUUGAUUUCAUUCAAGAAGUUAAAGCUGAAAAAAGUAGAACUACACCAAAGAGAUCAAUUUAUACAACUUCAUAUAUAACUCAAGUCAAAGCAUUAAUCGUUAGAAAUUCUCAAAUUAUUUGGGGUGAUAAAUUCUCAUUGAUUUCACGUUAUCUUUCAGUAUUUACUCAAUCAUUUGUUUAUGGUUCAAUUUUCUUUCAAAUGGAAAAAACAAUUCCUGGUUUAUUUACAAGAGGUGGUGCUAUAUUUUCAGCUAUUCUAUUCAAUGCUUUCCUUAGUGAAGCCGAACUACCACUUACUAUGUAUGGUCGUCGUAUUUUACAAAAGCAACGUUCUUACGCUAUGUAUCGUCCAUCAGCUUUACAUAUUGCACAAAUUGUAACUGAUAUACCCUUAACGAUGAUACAAGUAUUUUUAUUCUCAAUUGUAGUUUACUUUAUGUUUGGUUUACAAUAUAAUGCUGGGAAAUUCUUUAUUUUCUGUUUUACAUUAGUAGGUGCAACAUUGGCAACAACAAAUCUUUUCCGUGUCUUUGGUAAUUUCUCACCAUCACUUUACAUUAGUCAAAAUGUAAUGAAUGUAAUUCUUAUCUUUAUGAUUACAUAUUGUGGUUAUACAAUUCCAAAACCAAAAAUGCAUCCAUGGUUUGCUUGGUUUUAUUGGGCAAAUCCGUUCAGUUAUGCUUUUAAAGCACUUAUGGCAAAUGAAUUUGGUGAUUUAUCAUUUGAUUGUCAUGAUACAGCAAUUCCAUUUGAUCCAAAAAAUCCUACAAGAUACGACAAUGAUUAUAGAGUUUGUGCAUCGCCUGGUGCUGUUGAAGGUAUUUUAAGUGUUGAAGGUAAAGAUUAUUUGGAUCAGUAUUUACACUUUAGAUCAGAUGAUCUUACUCAAAAUGUUUUCAUCACUUAUCUUUGGUGGGUACUAUUUACCGCUAUGAAUAUGUUUGCAAUGGAAUAUUUCGAUUGGACUGGUGGAGGUUAUAGUCAUAAAGUUUAUAAAAAAGGUAAAGCUCCAAAAAUGAAUGAUGCUGAGGAAGAAAAGAAACAAAAUCAAAUAGUUGCAAAUGCUACAAGUAAAAUGAAAGAUACUUUAAAAAUGAGAGGUGGUAUUUUCACUUGGCAAAAUAUUAAUUAUACUGUACCAGUAAAAGGUGGAAAAAGAUUACUAUUAGAUAAUGUUGAAGGUUGGAUUAAACCAGGUCAAAUGACAGCAUUAAUGGGUUCAUCAGGUGCUGGUAAAACAACAUUACUCGAUGUAUUAGCAAAAAGAAAAACAAUGGGUGAAGUUCAAGGUAAAUGUUUCCUUAAUGGUAAACCAUUAGAAAUUGAUUUUGAACGUAUUACCGGUUAUGUAGAACAAAUGGAUGUUCAUAAUCCAGGUUUAACCGUAAGAGAAGCAUUACGUUUCUCUGCAAAGUUACGUCAAGAACCUUCAGUUUCAUUAGAAGAAAAGUUUGAUUAUGUUGAACAUGUUUUAGAAAUGAUGGAAAUGAAACAUUUAGGUGAUGCUUUAAUUGGUACAUUAGAAACUGGUGUUGGUAUUUCCGUUGAAGAAAGAAAAAGAUUAACAAUUGGUGUAGAAUUGGUUGCAAAACCACAUAUUCUUUUCCUUGAUGAACCAACAUCAGGUUUAGAUGCUCAAUCAUCAUAUAACAUUGUUAAAUUUAUUCGUAAAUUAGCAGAUGCUGGUAUGCCAUUAGUUUGUACAAUUCAUCAACCUUCUUCAGUAUUAUUUGAACAUUUUGAUCGUAUUCUUUUAUUAGCAAAAGGUGGUAAAACUGUUUACUUUGGUGAUAUUGGUGAAAGAUCAAAAACUUUAACAUCUUAUUUCGAAAGAUAUGGUGUUCGUCCAUGUACUGAAAGUGAAAAUCCAGCAGAAUAUAUUUUAGAAGCAACUGGUGCAGGUGUACAUGGUAAAAGUGAUGUUAAUUGGCCAGAAACUUGGAAACAAUCACCAGAAUUACAAGAGAUUGAGCGUGAAUUAGCAGCAUUGGAAGCAGCAGGACCAUCAUCAACCGAGGACCAUGGUAAACCUAGAGAAUUUGCAACAUCAGUAUGGUAUCAAACUAUUGAAGUUUAUAAACGUUUAAAUUUAAUUUGGUGGAGAGAUCCAUUCUAUACGUAUGGUUCAUUCAUUCAAUCAGCUCUUGCAGGUUUAAUUAUUGGUUUUACUUUUUGGUCAUUACAAGGAUCAAGUUCAGAUAUGAAUCAACGUGUAUUCUUUAUUUUUGAAGCACUCAUUCUUGGAAUCUUAUUAAUUUUCGUUGUACUUCCACAAUUCAUUAUGCAAAAAGAAUACUUUAAAAGAGAUUUUGCUUCGAAAUUUUAUUCUUGGUUCCCAUUUGCAAUUUCCAUUGUGGUUGUAGAAUUACCAUUCAUUACAGUUUCAGGUACAAUUUUCUUCUUUUGCUCUUUUUGGACAGCUGGUUUAAAUACGGAAUACAAUGAUAUUAAUUUUUAUUUUUGGUUCAUUUUCAUUUUAUUCCUCUAUUUCUGUGUUAGUUUCGGUCAAGCUGUAGCUGCAAUUUGUUUCAACAUGUUUUUAGCACAUACACUCAUUCCAUUGUUAAUUGUUUUCCUAUUUCUUUUCUGUGGAGUAAUGGUAAUACCAUCGUCAAUUCCAACCUUUUGGAGAGGAUGGGUGUAUCAUUUAAACCCAUGUCGUUACUUUAUGGAAGGUAUUGUUACAAAUGUAUUAAAACAUACCGAUGUAAAGUGUACAUCAGAAGAUUUCACUCAUUUUACAAAUCCAGAAGCUGUAAAUGGUGUGACAUGUAAACAAUAUUUCCCAAUUUCAGAACCAUUAACAGGUUAUGUUGAAGCAAUAAAUGAAGGUGAUGAAAGUAAAUGUGGUUAUUGUCUUUACAACAAUGGUGAAGAAUAUUAUAAUACACUUGGUUGGUCAUUUGAUAAUAGAUGGAGAAAUUUAGCUCUUAUUAUUUGUUUCUGGAUAUUUAAUACUCUUAUGGUUAUUACAUUUGUUUAUAUAACAAGAAAACCAAGAAGAUAA